Molecule: messenger RNA, 1437 nt
Organism: Cyprinus carpio (common carp)
Lineage: Eukaryota; Metazoa; Chordata; Actinopteri; Cypriniformes; Cyprinidae
Product: chymotrypsinogen A-like
Biological process (GO): proteolysis
Molecular function (GO): serine-type endopeptidase activity
Source: RefSeq, a predicted model, not a curated record
UUGCUUUCCAUCUCAUUAUUAAUUGGAGCAGAGCAGAAGGAUGAAGAUCAGCAGCGCUCUGAGUGUUGCUGCGAUCACACUUCUCUACACAGCAGGUUCCCUCUGCCAGUCAGAAGUGUGUGGUCGAGUGCCCCUCAGUGACAGGGUUGUUGGGGGGGAGAAUGCGACGGCAGGUGAUUGGCCGUGGCAGGUCAGCAUCCACGUGAUCGGCUUCGGUCACAACUGUGGCGGGACUCUCAUCACUAAAGACUGGGUGUUAUCUGCAGCCCACUGCUUCCAGAGUGCGGGUGUGUCUGACACGGUGAUGUACUUCGGUCGUCUGAGUCAAUCCGGCUCAAACCCUCAUGAGACAAACAGGACAGCGAGUCGAAUAAUCAACCAUCCUAACUAUGACCCGUCUACUAUUGACAACGACAUAGCACUGAUCGAGCUCUCCUCCUCUGUGGCCUUCACUGAUUACAUCAGGCCAGUGUGUCUGCCGGCGGCUGGUAGUGUGUUUGCUGCAGGGACAGAGAGCUGGGUCACUGGAUGGGGCAAACUACAAUCUGAAGACACCCAGGGGUCUGAUAUUCUGCAGGAGCUGAUGAUUCCGAUCGUGAGCAGCAGUGACUGUGAUAAGGCUUAUGGAGGGGGCAUCACAAGCAAUAUGAUCUGUGCAGGAUUCUUAAAUCAGGGAGGGAAAAGUAUAUGUCCGGGAGACUCUGGAGGUCCAAUGCUCAGCAGGAAAGACUCCCUGUGGAUUCAGUCUGGCAUUUCAAGUUUUACUGGACGAAAAUGUGAUGAUCCCAAACUUCCCAGUGCAUUUGCCAGAGUUUCUCAGUACCAGGACUGGAUCAAGUCUUUCAUGGACAGCAACCCACCUGGAUUUGUUGAAUUCAACACGGACGUUCAACAUUCAACUCCAACUACAACUCCAACUAGAACUCUAACUCCAUCUAUAAAUGCAACAUCCAACUCACACUUGGGAAGCGCACCCAACCUCCUCCUAUUCCCUCUUUCUCUCACAGUCUCCAUCAUUCCAUUCACCUUCUCCCUCUUUCUCUCUUCCUAAAGACUGUUUGAACAGUAAUUCUCAGGGUUCUUUGGUGAAGAGCACAGUUCUGCUGUACAUGCUCUAAUAAAAUGUCAUUUAUUCUUUAUCUUUCUCUAUAAAUGUUCUUGAACAGCUCUCUUACUGACAUUACAAGAGCAAACAGUAAUGACGUUUAGUUCAUCAUGCUUCUGUCCUCUGUGAUUCAUAAAUAGUAGAGAUUGACUGAUAUUGAUUUUGUUUUAAUGAUACUGAUUAUUUUUAUGCUUAUACGUUUGAUAACCAAUAUCCAUAACCCAUAUAAGCUCUGGAGCUCUGUGAUGUGAUCAGAGAAAUGUAAUUUUAAUCUUUAAUCAUUUUCCAUGUUGUAGUCACACGAUCAAACAGAAUAAACACAGAAGAAAUGA